CAAGGAAUGCCAAGACGGCAGCCGGCCUGCUGCCGUAUAAACACACCACCGCCAUGCCGUUCUUCUCAGACGACCCCGUCGUCCUGCGCCCCUCCCUCGCCUCCUUCAAGCAGGCCGUCCAAGGGCAUGGCGGCGGCCUGGAAGGUGGUGAGAGGCGACGCCUCCGGGAGGCUCCUCCCGGUCAUCUCCUUCUUCCUCGGCGCGGCGCUGACGGCGGCGUUCGUCUUCCUCGGCGCAACCACGGACGUGAGCUGGCGCUUCGCCGCGUGGGGCAGCGGCGCUCGACCAGGGGCCGGAGACGAGGCGAAGUCGUUCGCGGAGCUGGCUGAGGUGCUGAAGAACGCGUCCAUGGAGGACAAGACGGUGAUCGUGACGUCCAUCAACCAGGCGUACGCGGCGCCGGGCUCCCUGCUGGACCUCUUCCUCGAUAGCUUCCGCGCCGGCGAGGGCACGGCGGGGCUGCUGGACCACCUGCUCAUCGUGGCCGUGGACCCGGCCGCGCUCGAGACGUGCCGGUCGGUGCACCGCCACUGCUACCUCCUCCGUCCGGCGGCCGGCGCGGCCGACGCCGACCUCGGCGCCGCCAAGUUCUUCAUGACCAAGGACUACCUGGACAUGAUGUGGGCCAGGAACCGGCUGCAGCAGACCAUCCUGGAGCUGGGCUUCAGCUUCCUCUUCACGGACGUGGACAUCCUGUGGUUCCGGAACCCGAUGCGCCACAUCGCCGUCACGUCCGACGUCGCCAUCGCCUGCGACUACUUCAACGGCGACCCGGACAGCCUGAGCAACCGCCCCAACGGCGGCUUCCUGUACGUAAGGUCCGCGCGCCGGACGGUGGAGUUCUACCGCGGGUGGCGGGAGGCGCGCGCCGGCUUCCCGCCCGGGACCAACGAGCAGGACGUCCUGGCGCGGGUGCAGCUCCCGCUCGCCCGCCGCCUCGGCGUGCGCAUGCAGUUCCUCGACACGGCGCGCUGCGGCGGCUUCUGCCAGCUCAGCGACGACCUGCGCGGCUUGUCCACCAUGCACGCCAACUGCUGCACUGGGCUAGAGAACAAGGUGCACGACCUCAGGAACGUGCUCCAGGACUGGCGGAACUACACGGCGGCGCCGAUGGAGGUCCAAAGCCGCGGAGGGUUCGGCUGGACCGAAUUUUUUGUAUUUUAGCCAUUUUUCGGAAAAAAAUUCACGUUUAGAUCUUAAAAAAUUUUAAUGUCA
This is a messenger RNA of Zea mays, 1215 nucleotides long. RefSeq lists its product as uncharacterized. The record is from RefSeq and is a predicted model, not a curated record. The transcript is spliced from 2 exons. The coding region runs from base 7 to 1164 and encodes 385 amino acids. NCBI's taxonomy places the organism in Eukaryota, Viridiplantae, Streptophyta, Magnoliopsida, Poales, Poaceae.